This is a messenger RNA of Nestor notabilis (Kea), 4743 nucleotides long. RefSeq names its product mucin-5B. The record is from RefSeq and is a predicted model, not a curated record. Lineage: Eukaryota; Metazoa; Chordata; Aves; Psittaciformes; Psittacidae. Gene Ontology annotation, molecular function: protein binding. The transcript has 33 exons. The annotation marks the transcript as partial. Gene Ontology annotation, cellular component: extracellular matrix.
AUGGAAAUAAAAAAGGGGAGGUCAUUUUGGAUCUUUUGCCUGAUUUGGAGUUGUUGCAGUGGCAAAGAACCAGUUCAGAUAGUCCAGGUCUCUACUGUCAGUAGGAGUGAAUGUGCCACCUGGGGCAAUUUCCACUUUCAUACAUUUGACCAUGUAAAAUUCACUUUUCCUGGAAUCUGCACAUAUGUCUUUGCUUCGCACUGCAAUGACAGCUACCAGGACUUUAACAUCCAAAUCAGGCGCAGUGACAAGAAUAGCUUCCUGAUCUACUUCACAGUCACCAUUGAUGGAGUGAUCUUGGAGGUGAAGGAGACAGGCAUCACAGUGAAUGGGAACAAGAUCGACAUGCCCUUCAGCUUGAAGAGCAUCCUGAUUGAGGACACCUGUACUUACUUUCAACUCACUUCCAAGCUGGGCCUGACACUCAAGUGGAACUGGGCUGACACUCUCCUACUGGACCUAGAAGAAACAUAUAAAGAGAAAAUAUGUGGGCUAUGUGGGAACUAUGAUGGCAGUGAGAAGAAUGAUUUGGUUUUGGAUGGAUAUAAAAUGCAUCCAAGGCAGUUUGGGAACUUCCACAAAGUAGAGGAUCCAUCAGGAAAGUGUGCUGAUGUGAGUCCAGAUGACCGCACUGGAAGACAUCCUAAGAGGGAAGAUGAUAGAUGCAGCAAAUAUAGAAAAAGAUGCAAGAAGCUUAUGUCUCAUUUUGGAAACUGCCCCAAAGUUGUUGCUUUUGAUGACUACGUAGAGACCUGCACUGAGGAUAUGUGCCACUGUGCAGUUAAUUCUUCUCACUUUGAUUUGGUUUCCAGCUGCAUAUGCAGCACUUUAAACCAGUACUCUCGAGAUUGUGUCCUCAGGAAGGGUGACCCUGGGGAAUGGAGAACCAAAGAACUUUGCUGUAAGNNNUGCCCAAACAACAUGGAGUACAUGGAAUGUGGAAACUCCUGUGCUGACACAUGCGCCGACCCAGAAAGGAGCAAGAUUUGUAAAGCCCCAUGUACAGAUGGCUGUUUCUGCCCUCCUGGAACUAUCCUUGAUGACUUUGGUGGCAAAAAAUGCAUCCCCAGAGACAGCUGCCCCUGUAUGUUUCAAAGCAAAGUCUACUCAUCAGGAGGGACCUACUCCACUCCCUGCCAAAACUGUACUUGCAAAGGAGGCCAUUGGAGCUGUAUCUCUCUGCCUUGUUCUGGAAGUUGCAAUAUAGAUGGAGGAUUCCACAUAACAACGUUCGAUAAUAAGAGAUUCGAUUUUCAUGGCAACUGCCAUUAUGUCUUAACUAAGAAUACUGAUGACACAUUUGUGGUGAUUGGAGAGAUCAUCCAGUGUGGGACAUCAAAGACAGUGACUUGCUUAAAGAAUGUAUUAGUCACUCUAGGAAGAAGUACAAUAAAAAUAUGUUCCUGUGGAAACAUCUACAUGAACAAUUUCAUUGUGAAGCUGCCAGUAAGCAAAGAUGACAUCACCAUCUUCAGACCAUCUACAUUUUUCAUCAAAAUCUUGAGCUCAACUGGAGUACAAAUUCAAGUGCAAAUAAAACCUGUAAUGCAGCUCUCCAUAACAGUCGACCAUUCUUAUCAGAAUCGCACAUCAGGUCUUUGUGGCAAUUUUAAUAACAUCCAGACUGACGACUUCAGAACAGUCACUGGAGCUGUGGAAGAUUCAGCUUCUGCUUUUGGUAACUCAUGGAAAACUAGAGCCAGCUGUUUUGAUGUUGAGGACAGCUUUGAAGAUCCUUGUUCAAACAGCGUGGAUAAAGAAAAAUUUGCGCAACAAUGGUGUUCUCUUCUGUCUAAUACAAGCAGUGUGUUUGCUGCCUGCCAUUCUGUUGUAGAGCCUUCAGUAUACAUCAAGAAAUGUUUGUAUGACACCUGUAAUUCUGAGAAGAGUGAAGUUGCCCUGUGUAGUGUGCUCUCUACCUACUCCAGAGACUGUGCUGCAGCAGGCAUAUCCCUGAAGGGCUGGAGGCAGGGCAUCUGUGAUCCCUCUGAGGAGUGUCCUGAGACUAUGGUUUAUAACUAUAGCGUGAAAUACUGUAACCAGUCUUGCCACUCACUGGAUGGACCUGAUCCGCUGUGUGAAGUUCAGAUCGCUCCUAUGGAGGGCUGUGGUUGCCCUGAAGGGACCUACCUCAAUGACGAGGAGGAGUGUGUAACUCCAGAUGACUGUCCCUGCUACUACAAAGGCAAGAUUGUUCAGCCUGGCAACUCCUUCCAAGAGGACAAACUGAUGUGCAAAUGCAUUCAAGGAAGAUUAGACUGCAUUGGAGAGACUGUCCUGGUAAAAGAUUGCCCUGCUCCUAUGUAUUACUUCAACUGCAGCUCUGCAGGUCCUGGUGCAACUGGAUCAGAGUGUCAGAAAAGUUGUAAGACACAGGACAUGCAUUGUUAUGUCACAGAAUGUGCUUCUGGCUGCAUGUGUCCUGAUGGGCUGGUAUUAGAUGGCAGUGGAGGAUGUAUUCCCAAAGAUCAAUGCCCGUGUGUUCAUGGAGGACACUUUUAUAAACCUGGAGAAACCAUCAAAGUGGACUGCAACACAUGCACCUGCAAUAAAAGGGAGUGGAACUGCACAGACAAUGCCUGCAAAGGAACCUGCACUGUGUAUGGAAAUGGACAUUACAUGAGCUUUGAUGGGGAGAAGUUUGAUUUCCUGGGAGACUGUGACUAUAUCCUAGCUCAGGAUUUUUGCCCCAAUAACAAGGAUGCUGGCACCUUCCGAAUUGUAAUUCAGAACAAUGCCUGUGGGAAGUCACUCUCCAUCUGCUCCCUAAAGAUCACACUAAUUUUUGAGAGCAGUGAAAUAAGGCUCUUGGAAGGAAGAAUUCAAGAGAUAGCUACUGAUCCAGGAGCUGAGAAGAAUUACCAAGUGGAUCUCAGAGGGGGUUAUAUUGUGAUUGAAACAAACCAAGGGAUGAACUUCAUGUGGGACCAGAAGACUACUGUUGUUGUUCACGUGGCACCAUCUUUCCAGGGAAAAGUCUGUGGCCUUUGUGGGGACUUUGAUGGCCGCUCAAGGAAUGACUUCACAACCAGAGGGCAGUCCAUGGAGAUGAGCAUCCAGGAGUUUGGAAAUAGCUGGAAAAUAACAAGCACCUGCUCAAAUACAAACAUGACAGACCUGUGUGCUGAUCAGCCUUUCAAAUCUGCUCUGGGACAAAAGCACUGCAGCAUCAUUAAGAGUAACAUCUUUGAAGCCUGUCACAGUAAGGUGAACCCAAUACCAUAUUAUGAAUCUUGUAUUUCUGACUUCUGUGGCUGUGACAGUGUGGGAGACUGUGAGUGCUUUUGUACCUCAGUUGCUGCUUAUUCAAGAAGCUGUAGCAGAGCUGGUGUCUGUAUCAACUGGAGAACUCCUGCCAUUUGCCCUGUGUUUUGUGAUUAUUAUAAUCCACCUGACAAACAUGAGUGGUUCUAUAAAGCCUGUGGAGCCCCUUGUCUAAGGACUUGCAGGAACCCACAAGGGAAAUGUGGGAACUUGCUGUACAGUUUUGAAGGCUGUUACCCGGAGUGCAGUCCUGAUAAGCCAUAUUUUGAUGAGGAGAGCAGGGAGUGUGUCUCGCUCCCCAACUGCACUUCAUGUGAUCCUGAACAGAAACUAUGUACUGAAGACUCCAAAGAAUGCCUUUGCUGCUACAAUGGAAAGACCUACGCCUUAAAUGAAACUCUAUACAGCCAAGCAAAUGGGACCAAGUGUGGUGAUGCUGUCUGUGGCCCUAAUGGGGAGAUCAUUAGAACAUUCAUCCCCUGCAGAACUCCAUCCACACCAGCACAAGAACCACAAAUGCAACCUGUAACAUCUACACCUCCAUCGUCAAUGGUAGCCACUCCCUGCUUCUGCAAUGACAAUGGACAAUUGAUACAAAUGGGAGAAAAUGUUUCCUUGCCAGUUAAUGUAUCAGGUCACUGUGCUUUCUCCGUUUGCAAUGCAUCAUGUCAGAUUGAAUUAAUUUGGGCAGAGUGCAAAAUUGGUCAUACUGAGGCCCUCAAGACCUGUGAUCCAAACUCUGAAACCUGUCCACUAACACCUGCUCCCAGUGCAUCAAGCCAAGCUCCUGCUACCACAGGGACUCCUGUGAACGAUUGUCUUGGGCUCAUUCCUCCCAGAAAGUUUAAUGAAACAUGGAACUUCGGAAACUGCCAGAUUGCGACUUGCCUGGGAGAAGGAAACAAUAUUAAGCUGUCCAGCAUGACUUGCCCAUCUCAGCAACUGAAACUCUGCACCAAUGGCUUCCCGUUCACAAAACGCUAUGAUGGAACUGGUUGCUGUGAAGUCUUUGAGUGUCAGUGUAUUUGCAGUGGAUGGGGAAAUGAGCAUUAUGUGACUUUUGACGGAACAUAUUAUCAUUUUAAAGAAAACUGCACCUAUGCCCUUGUGAAGUCAAUUCAUCCGGACACUCACAACUUCUGGAUUCACAUAGACAACUACUACUGUGGUGCCAUUGAUGGAGCAAUUUGUUCAAUGUCCCUUCUCAUUUUUCACUCUGACUCUGUUGUUGUUCUGACACAAGCAAUGGAACAUGGAAAAGAAACAAACUUGAUUUUGUUUAAUGAUAAGAAAGUUGUUCCAGACAUUUCCAAGAAUGGUAUCAGGAUAACCAGUUCUGGCCUCUACGUCAUAGUAGAAAUACCUGAAUUAGAAGUUUAUGUCUCCUACAGUCGACUUGCAUUUUACAUAAAACUCCCUUUUGGAAAGUUUAAUAACAGUACCAUGGGACUGUGUGGUGAGUGUCCUCAUCAGCUGCCA